Molecule: messenger RNA, 1595 nt
Organism: Arabidopsis lyrata subsp. lyrata
Lineage: Eukaryota; Viridiplantae; Streptophyta; Magnoliopsida; Brassicales; Brassicaceae
Exons: 1
Biological process (GO): mRNA cis splicing, via spliceosome; regulation of alternative mRNA splicing, via spliceosome
Cellular component (GO): U2 snRNP; catalytic step 2 spliceosome; U2-type prespliceosome
Molecular function (GO): RNA binding
Source: RefSeq, a predicted model, not a curated record
CUGCAUUCACCUAUUGUGUUACUAGGCUAUCAGCGCUGUUUGUUGCCCGGUAUGGCUGGUCUUUUGGUAUGGAUUUGAUAGAAAAAGUGGGUAAGAACCCUCUCUUUGACUUUAUGAAACGAGAUAAUGAAAGCUUCAGUUAUAAACACUUUGUUAAGUUGUAUAAAAGAGUAGUAGUACCUUGCACUGAUUCUUCUAUUAUGGCUUCCGCUCUGAGUGCUUUUCUCGACCUUGUUCAAUUUGACAAGCUGGAGGAGGAACUGGAGACGGAUUUGCUUGCUUUUUUGGCCGGUGUUGACAUUUUUGCCACCAACGAUCAUUAUCACCUGUGCUCCCCUAUCAUUAUUAUGUAUUUUCAUCCUCGACGGGUUUCUCAGCUUACUCGUAAUCAGUGUGGAGCUCAGGAUAUCCAACCUGAUGCUUCAGCUACUCAUGAAACCAAUCUUGGGCCUCCUCCUAUAAGGAUCCCACUCAAGGAGCUUUGUAUUAUUAAGCUCACAGCAAUGUUUGAGGUGCGUUAUGGGAAUUCUUUUCGUCGGGCUUUGAUGAUGAGAGUGCUUACGAACCCUCUGUUUGAGUUUCUGUUUUUCCGCCGGGUUUCCCUGAGCCCCCAGCUUGAGUCUAUGGAUCCAACUGAAAUCAGGUUCAAUAUUUUCUAUGUGCUUGUCAAGGCGUAUGAAAGAGUAUUACUGCCUUCCAAAGAGCUGAGGAAGCGUAAUGUUGCUCGUAUGGAAGCCGUUCUUGAUCUUUUUUUUUACCUUCUUCAGCUGAAGAAGAAGCUGGAUGGGGAAGUGGAGGCGGCUAUGAUUGAUUUACAUGCUUUUGUGUUUGGUGUUGACUGUUUUUCUCACAUAGGUGUUGCUGCUUUUUCUGCUAUCAUGCCACCGCCUGAACGCUUUUCAGUGAUGAUGAAGCCUGAUAUGCUUGUGCAGCUUCCACUUGGAUUUCAGCGUUUUAGUGAUCAAUAUCAAUGUCUUGGUGACUAUUUAAGUCUUCCGCCUCCAAUACACCAGCCCCUAUCAUUUAGAGUCCCUCCAACGGGUAUUUCACUCAAGCAGCUUCUUAUUAUUAAGCUCACAGUGCAGUUUGAGGUGCGAUUUGGGUCCGUUUUUUUCUAUGAUUUAAUGGAGAGAGUGAUGAUGAACCCAUGGUUUAAUUUCUUGCUGCAUUAUGAUAGCCUGUACACUUUUUAUGAAGGACUUGGUGCUGCGUAUUCCAGUGUAUUAAAGCGUUCCAAAAAGCUGAAGAAGAGUGAUGCUUGUAGAAAGACCGUUCUUGAGGAUUUUUUUAACCUUGUUCAGUUGGAGAGGCUGGAAGAGGAGGCGGCUAUGAUUGAUUUGCAUGCUUUUGUGUUUGGUGUUGACUGUCUUGCUCACAUGGAAAAUGUCCAGUAUUCUGCUGUCAUGUCAGAACCUGAACACCCUUCAGUGAUGAUUAACCGGCAAACACAUACGCAGCCUCCACUGAGAAUUCCAUGCCCUGUUCAGAGGCAAGGUGUUGUACCUCUCAGGCGAAGACGUACCUAUAAAUUUCUAUUUGGAUUGGGCAGGAUCACACUCAAGCAGCUUGGUGUUUUGAAGUUCACAGCUAUCAGC